AUGCGUAAGAGCGUGAAUGUGAGUGAUGUGGAGCAAUUUCUAACGACUGUGCGCGACAUUGGAAACCAGUCGCUCGUGUACCUUAUGAAGUGGCUGUACAGGAAACCCACUAAGACGGAACAGGACCUGGUUGAGAUGGCGACCGAGGCGGAGCAGCUAAGGAAGGGCUUCGGCAACGUAUCGAAGGCGUUGCUGCAGCGUUUACGUGUUAAGGACCUGAAGAUUGUCGCGGACCGCUACGGAUGGACGUUGCUGAUGCAAGCGACCAGCGGAAGACUAUAG
Messenger RNA from Peronospora farinosa, 282 nucleotides. The record is from the annotation of a GenBank genome assembly. NCBI's taxonomy places the organism in Eukaryota, Oomycota, Peronosporomycetes, Peronosporales, Peronosporaceae.